Molecule: messenger RNA, 1097 nt
Organism: Prosopis cineraria
Lineage: Eukaryota; Viridiplantae; Streptophyta; Magnoliopsida; Fabales; Fabaceae
Product: protein FATTY ACID EXPORT 1, chloroplastic
Exons: 6
Coding region: 112-804 (230 amino acids)
Cellular component (GO): membrane
Source: RefSeq, a predicted model, not a curated record
AUUUUCGACUCCUUCAUUUGGAGAUCUGCAAUGGUCACCGGGCAAUAAAAUCCGUAGCAUCGCCGCAAACGAAGACCGAAGGCUGUGAUCUUGAAUCCUGACGACACCGCGAUGGCUGCAACAAUCUCUCAGCUUUCGUGCUUCCCCGCCAUUGAUCGCAGCCUGCAGUUGCGAAAACGUUCACUGCAAUGUCCACCGUUUCGCUCCAGGUUACCAGUUGUUAUGAGUCUCGAGGGGCAUGGCACAGAUGCUACUGGUUCUGAUACCAAAAAUGCACUUAGAUAUACAUCUGAUGUUCCAAAAUUGCAAGUUGAAGAAAAGCAAGAGUCGUACUCGACUUUAGAAACCCAGCAUGCUGAAAAAACAGGGUUUGGAGAGGCAAAGCAGGAACAAGGUGUCAAUCUGCAGAAAAAGACUGCAAAGAUUCAUGAUUUUUGUUUAGGCAUCCCCUUUGGUGGAUUUGUGCUUGGUGGGGGAAUUAUUGGAUUUUUUUCCUCACGGAGUACUGCAACCCUGAGCAAUGGUGUACUCUUUGGAGGGGCUUUACUGUUCCUCAGUACCUUUAGCUUGAAGGUCUGGAGGCAAGGAAAAUCUAGUUUACCAUUUAUUCUAGGACAAGCAGUGCUGUCAGGGGUUCUCAUAUGGAAAAAUUUUCAGGCCUACUCAUUGGCGAAGAAAUUAUUUCCAUCUGGCUUCAUUGCUAUUACAAGUUCUGCAAUGCUGUGCUUUUAUUUGUAUGUGCUUCUCUCUGGAGGAAACCCGCCACCUAAGAAAUUGAAGUCGACUGCCAGCAUGGCAUCAUGAUAAAAGGUUAUGCAUGCCUAUAUUUACUGGUAGAUGUGAUUUCUUGUUCUUUGUGUGGAAGUAAGGUUAACCUAGUGCAAUUCAAGUCACUUCCAAAGGUGGGUUAGUGAAGAGGUAAUUAUAUGAUUACUGCUUUGAAGUACAAGCCAUUAAGUAUUCUGUCUACUUCGAGUUAUGAUGAAAGGGCUUAUUUGUAUUUGUAGUUAUUUAGCAUUGAUAUUGACUUUAGUUAGAUUUUGAAAUGAACAUCUGGACCAAUAAAUAAAAUGCUUGAUACAUGGAUUGCGUUUAAA